CGAAACGGAAGACACAGCUUCGAAGCCAGGGUUGAUUUCCUCAGUGAAAGACUUAAUUGAUGUUUUUCAGCGGACGAAUUUUUCAAGGAGACAUGACGUCUGUCACCCCAUCAACUCUUUCUGCCAAAGAAACCUCUAAUUAUGCUCGGCUGUGUCGCCUUUUUGUUGAGGUAGGAUCUGAAGUGUUGAGGGAUAUAUUUGAUAGACUAUGUCUACCAGAAGACCUUCCCACAGUUCUGGCUCAUCCUCAGAACCAAGCAAAAUUACAAACACUUCGAAAGAAAAGAGUACUAAGUAUCUCCCAGUGGCGCAGACUUUACCCUGCUGUCAAAUCAUCAGUUUCCUUAAGGGACUGUGACAGCUCCCUACUGCUGCUACUUUUGAAGAAUAUUGCUGGUCUGACUCUCCCUGUCUCUGGCUGGAGUAACAUUCCUCUAGGAUCAGACACCUCUGCAGAAGCUGAAAUUACUCGCAUCAAGAUCCUCAGGGACAGAGUUUACAGUCAUGUUACUCAGGGUUCAGUUGAUGAUUCAGAAUUCAGUAUAUACUGGAGCAAUAUCAAAGAAACUUUUCUGCGUGUUGGAGGGCCCCUCUAUGAGGAUGCCAUCAAUGAUCUUAAAAAUUGUUGUAUGGAUGCAGAUUUUGAGGAACAUUACCAAGAACUUUUCAGAGAGUGGUUAAAGGAUGAUGACUACAUCACAGACAAAUCAUAUGAAGGUGAAACAGUGAAAAAGGCCACUAAGGAAGAGGUCAUGAAAGGUUCCAUUGGCAUUUCUGGACAAAAAAUUGGGAUGGAAGAAAUGGCACAAAUGCCAGUGGAAAAAAGGUCAGCAGAGAAUUUCAAAGCCAACCCACCAGAGCUCAGUGUGAAACUUCCAAUUUCUAGUGAUCUUCCAAACUGUUCUUGUCCUUGGAACAAUAUUGCACUCCCUGUUGAUAUUCUAUUGCUAACAGAGGAGGACUGCGAGUUCUUAAGCUGCUUUGCCUACCUGAAAGAACCCGUUAAGAGUUACUACAAAAGUAUUGGCUAUGUGUACUUUGGGUGCAUGGGAGAGGGUGAAGGAGAGCAAAUAAAAACUGCUUUAAUGAAGUGCCCUAAAGGUCUUGCUGGUCCCAGGGGCUCUUUGUCUGUUUUUAAAGAUGCUAUCUUGCUACUGAGGCCCAAGGCUGUUUUUUCUGUGGGUGCAUGCAGUGUUGUGAACAGCAGAAAGGUCAAGCUAGGAGAUGUGGUUGUUUCUUCAAAGCUGAUAACAUCUGCUCACAAAACUCCCUCCAGCAGAGAAAUUAAUACCCUGAUCAAACAUGUGGCUGAUGGGUGGAAGGCACCUUUGCAAAAUGCUGAUGAAUAUCAUACCAAAGUGCACUGUCAUGAAAUGGUUCUUAGUAUCUCGGAAGUAAACAAGGACAUAAUUGGCCAACAUCCUGAGGCAAUUGCAGUUGAAAUGGAAGGUGCAGGAUUUCACUUGUUGGAUUUUAAGACCAAAUGGGCAUAUGUCAAAGGCAUCAAAGACUUUGUAGGUGACAGGCAUUCUUCAAGUGAGAAGUGGACAGAAAUUGCUUGUGUAAUGGCCGCAUCUGUUGUGGCUAACAUUUUGAGUGAUCCAGCCAAAUUUCAAGAUUGGCCCCACUUUAAUGCAGACGAUGUAAAUCAGAUGAAAAGUAAAGUGGGCGAUAUUAGUGACAAACUGGAGACAGUGAUGGCACGACAAGACAAAAUCACAAGUGAUCUUAGUGAGAUGAAAAGUCUGGUAGGAAACCUCGGUGUCACAUUGAUGGAACAACAAGGAGAAACAAAAAGUGAAGAUUGGUUUGAUCCCGCUGAAAUGAUUGCUUACAUUCGCCAACUCUACAAAACCCGCGAGGGUACGUUGAACCUCUUUCCCUGGUGUGAACACUUGAACUUUUCUCUUGGAGACCUCUUCACCAGACUUAAAGUCACCUACAAAGAGAAAACGAGAGGAACAGCUGCGGACCGAGUUGUCGCGAUAUCUGAAAUCUUCAACAUGCACGAAGAAUGUGAAGAACCAAGAGUUGUGUUAAUCGAAGGGAAGCCUGGUAUGGGAAAGACAAUUUUCUGCCAAAAAGUUGCUUUGGACUGGGCAACUCAAAAACCCGCAACCGGAAAUUACUUCGCAAAAUUCCUCAUAGCACUUUUGAUUAAAUGUCGUGAAGUUCAGUCUGAUCUUUGGGAAGCCAUUGAUGAUCAACUUCUACCUAGAGAUAUCGAUGAUGACCAAAGAAAGAGAUUCUUCGACUUCAUUUGCCACAAUCAAUCUAAAGUUCUCCUGGUACUCGAUGGAUUGAGUGAAGUAUCUGAGAGGAAAUUACCCAUGUUCUCAGAAAUUAUUCAAGGCCAAGUGCUGCCAAUAUGUCGCGUGGUUGUUACGACACGGCACGAAGCUGGAAUCAAAGUUCGAAAAUACAGCGACACGCUGCUAGAGGUCGAGGGAUUUACUAAAGAAGAUGCGGUAACCUUCAUCAAAAAUUACUUUAGAGCAAACCCAAACUUGGCCGCGCAGCUUAUCGAACGACUGUCUCAUGAGAAAUCCUGGUACGAAAUGUCGACAAAUCCUCUCUACAUUACUCUUCUUUGCAUGGUUUUCGAAGAUUUUGGCGGCGUAUUUCCUGAAAGAAGGAGCACGCUGUACAAGGACAUAGUAGAGUGUAUCCUAAGAAGUUACAGAACAAAACAGCAACUACCAGAAAUUGAAGAAGGCCUAGUUGAACUUUACGAAAGCGAAUUGAAACACCUUGGCUCUAUAGCUUUGAAAGGUUUACUUGAAGGCAACUUGGAUUUUGACGAAAAGGAGCUUAGAAAACACAAACUAAGCGAAUUGCCUGGAUUUGGAUUUCUCUCAGUCCAACCUGGAGGAAGUAAAGUUAAACCGACUAGACGUUAUGGCUUUCUUCACGAAACGUUCCAAGAAUUCUUCGCAGCAUAUUAUCUCAGUUGUCAGCUCAUCAAGAAAGAAAUAACCACGCACAGCAUAGCUGCUGACAGACGAUAUCGCAAUGAGCUGAAAGAAGUGCUUCUGUUUACAUUUGGCAUUCUAGCAGCACGGUGCCAGGAAACAGCAGAGAACCUUGUAAAAAGCAUGGCAACACAGGUAAACCAGGAGGAGGGAGAGAAGGAAGUCAGCCACAGCAUGAGAAUUCUAUUAGAAUGCAUUUAUGAAUGCGAAAAUGACAACAAUUUCCAUGCAGAAUUGGCCCGCGCUCUUGGCACUUGUCUUCAAAUUGAAGCUAUUGAUAUUUCGACGAUUGGAUUACAUCGAGCUGAGGCUAUCUUACUAUCCAACGUUCUUGAAACAAAUAAAAGUGUGAGAAUAUUGCAUUUAGUGGAUGGGAUCAUUGACGAAGCUGCUGCUGCUGCACUUGCUAAGUGUUUGAAAGAGAAUACGUUUCCGACAGAACUGGAUUUGUUUUUUAAUCACAUUUGUGAUGCUGGUGCUGCUGCUCUGGCUGAAUGUUUGAAAACAAAUACAUCUCUGACAAAGUUGAAUUUGGGUGAAAAUUUCAUUGGCGAAGAUGGUGCUGCUGCUCUAGUUGAGUGUUUGAAAGAGAAUACAUCUCUGACAGAGUUGAAUUUGGGUGGUAAUAACAUUGGCGAUGCUGGUGCUGUUACUCUGGCUAAAUGUUUGAAAUAUAACACAUCUCUGACAGAGGUGAAUUUAGGUGGUAAUAACAUUGGCGAUGGUGGUGCUGUUACUCUGGCUAAAUGUUUGAAAUAUAACAUAUCUCUGACAGAGGUGAAUUUGGGCGGUAAUAACAUUGGCGAUGCUGGCGCUGUUGCUCUGGCUGAGUGUUUGAAAGAAAAUACAUCUCUGACAGAGUUAAAUUUGAGUGACAAUAACAUUCGCGAUGUUGGUGCUACUGUUCUGGCCUAUUGUUUGAAUUAUAAUUCAUCGCUGACAGAGUUGAAUUUGGGUGGUAAUAACAUUAGCGAUGGUGGUGCUGUUGCUCUGGCUGAGGGUUUGACAUAUAAUACAUCUCUGACAGAGUUGAAUUUGGAUGGUUGUAACAUUGGCGAUGCUGGUGCUGCUGCUCUGGCUGAGGGUUUGAGAUGUAAUACAUCUCUGACAGAGUUGAAUUUGGAUGGUAGUAACAUUGGCGAUGCUGGUGCUGCUGCUCUGGCUGAGGGUUUGAGAUGUAAUACAUCUCUGACAGAGUUGAAUUUGGAUGGUAGUAACAUUGGCGAUGCUGGUGCUGCUGCUCUGGCUGAGGGUUUGAGAUGUAAUACAUCUCUGACAGAGUUGAAUUUGGAUGGUAGUAACAUUGGCGAUGCUGGUGCUGCUGCUCUGGCUGAGGGUUUGAGAUGUAAUACAUCUCUGACAAAGUUGAAUUUGGAUGGUAGUAACAUUGGCGAUGCUGGUGCUGCUGCUCUGGCUGAGGGUUUGAGAUGUAAUACAUCUCUGACAAAGUUGAAUUUGGAUGGUAGUAACAUUGGCGAUGCUGGUGCUGCUGCUCUGGCUGAGGGUUUGAGAUGUAAUACAUCUCUGACAAAGUUGAAUUUGGAUGGUAGUAACAUUGGCGAUGCUGUUGCUCUGCUGAGGGUUUGAGAUGUAAUACAUCUCUGACAGAGUUAAAUUUGGAUGGUAGUAACAUUAGCGAUGCUGGUGCUGUUUCUCUGGCUCAGGGUUUGAAAUGUAAUACAUCUCUGAAAAAGUUGAAUUUGGAUGGUAGUAACAUUAGCGAUGCUGGUGCUGUUGCUCUGGCUGAGUGUUUGAAAUGUGAUACAUCUCUGACAGAGUGGAAUUUGG
Messenger RNA from Stylophora pistillata, 4760 nucleotides. RefSeq lists its product as uncharacterized. Gene Ontology annotation, biological process: nucleocytoplasmic transport; nucleoside metabolic process; activation of GTPase activity. Gene Ontology annotation, cellular component: nucleus; perinuclear region of cytoplasm; cytosol. NCBI's taxonomy places the organism in Eukaryota, Metazoa, Cnidaria, Anthozoa, Scleractinia, Pocilloporidae. Gene Ontology annotation, molecular function: catalytic activity; small GTPase binding; GTPase activator activity. The record is from RefSeq and is a predicted model, not a curated record.